This is a messenger RNA of Sphaerodactylus townsendi, 3724 nucleotides long. It is a transcript of the gene DERL1, whose product is annotated as derlin 1. The coding region runs from base 29 to 784 and encodes 251 amino acids. The record is from RefSeq and is a predicted model, not a curated record. Gene Ontology annotation, molecular function: ubiquitin-specific protease binding; misfolded protein binding. Lineage: Eukaryota; Metazoa; Chordata; Lepidosauria; Squamata; Sphaerodactylidae. Gene Ontology annotation, biological process: endoplasmic reticulum unfolded protein response. The transcript is spliced from 8 exons. Gene Ontology annotation, cellular component: endoplasmic reticulum membrane; Hrd1p ubiquitin ligase ERAD-L complex.
GAGGCCUGUAGGCCGCGGAGGGGCCAAGAUGUCGGACCUGGCGGACUGGAUCGGCGGCAUCCCGCUGCUCACGCGCUACUGGUUCUUCCUCACCGUCGGGUUCACCGUCGUCGGCAAGAUCGGCUUGGUCAGCCCCUAUUAUCUCGUCCUCUUGUCCGACCCCUUCUUCAAACAGUUCCAGAUCUGGAGGCCGAUCAGCGCAAUGUUGUUUUACCCGGUCAACCCCAUGACUGGGUUUCAUUAUCUGGUGAAUUUAUAUUUUUUGUAUCAGUAUUCAUCACGUCUAGAAACAGGUUUGUUCGACGGACGGCCAGCCGACUACCUGUUCCUGCUUCUCUUUAACUGGAUCUGCAUAGCUGAUUCCAGCUUGGCUUCAAAUUUAGGUGUUCUGAUGGUUGCAGGGGUCAUGUCCGUGAUUUACAUUUGGGCCCAGGCAAAUAAAGAUGUGACCGUAUCGUUUUUGUUUGGGACACAGUUUAAGGCGUUCUAUUUACCAUGGGUUAUCCUGUUGUUCAACCUGAUCGUUUCGGGCGCUUUCAUUGAAGAGCUGAUCGGCAAUCUGGUUGGCCAUCUGUUUUUUUUCUUAAUGUACAAAUAUCCACUAGACUUGGGAGGAAGAAGUUUCCUGUCAACACCUCAGAUUCUGUACCGCUGGCUGCCCAACAGGAGAGGAGGAGUAUCGGGAUUUGGCGUUCCACCUGCCAGUUGGCGCAGACCAGCAGAAGACCAACCGGGUGGUGGAAGGCACAAUUGGGGCCGGGGCUUUCGACUGGGUGAGCAAUGAAAGAGAAACCCACCUCUGCUGCUUUGACGCCCCCACCCUCGAGGAACAUUUUCAAUCACACACGGAAAGGACUAGUACUGGGAGACGUCCACGAGGCCAGGCAAGCUCCAGUGCUGUUGAGUCUGGCCUAUAAAGGAUUUUUUAAUUUUUGGUUCCUGGUGGGAGAUGACGUAACUGAGCACGCGAGCGAGAUUUGAUUCAACUCAAUGCUACUAUUAAAAACGACGCCUCUCCGGACAUUUUACUAUUUACUAGCACGGUGUCCUAUCUCAUACCUGUCUUUAGGCGGUAGCUGUUCUUUCAGGCCUCUUCUUUCUCAGCCGAGAGGUCGACAGAGUCCUGUCAGAAUCUUCCAGAGUCAGAGUUCUGUCAGAAUCUACCAGAGUCCUAACAGAAAGACUGUUUUCCAGUGAUAGUUAGCCUUUAUUUGUUGGUAAAACCUUCCUUCGUGGGUAUCUGCUGAUUCCACCAGUCUCGGUUUUUGAUAGGGAAGGAUGGCUGAUUCAAUCCACUGAAACGAGGGUCGAGGCAAACAGGGAGGGGAGGCUCACUUACCUACUGAAAGCAGCCGUCCAGAGGUGCUUCUGCUGCGCCCCUGCCCAGUAGAAGCCUCGAUACACUCCUGUGCUCCAGUCCUUGCAUGCUUAACUGGGAAUCGGGCUCAUCUAACUCGGUGAGAUUGCUGAGGAAGCAAUUGUGCUGGCGAUCCCCCUGUUGGGUUGCCCAUCAGUGUGUUUCCCAGUGGCUGCUCGCUUCUUGGGGAUGAAAUCUCGACAACUUGGAACGGAAAAGGCAAGGAUUCGAGGUUGCUUCCUCCCAGCUUGAGUGAUUGGCAACUCUCUGAGCUCAUUCCCAUUGGGCAGGUCACAGACUCAGAUGUCUCUUCUUGCAUCUCUGCGUUUGGAAAUCUCGCCCUGUGGCCACAUGGGGAGCAGACGGCCCUUUUCCUUGGAAACGGAUAUCUCUUAUCCCAAAACGUAGAGGUGAGACUGGCUCUUUCUCCACCUCUUUAUCACGGGAGGCACAUGAGAAGAGUCCAGGAGGCAUUGCAGGACACUUGGUUUGGAACUUGCCACCCAUUAGCACUUGGCCUUGUCCCCGUGGCUGCCAUUGUUCUGUACUCCCAGCCCUAUAUGCCUACACCAGGGGUGUGCAACCUACGGCUCUUCAGAUGUUCAGAGGCUGAUGGGAAUUGUAGUCCAUGAACAUCUGGAGAGCCGCAGGUUGCAGACCCCUGGCCUACACCCUCAGUAUAGUUGCGCCCUCCUCGAUUGGGCGACAAGGCUCUGAAACUGCGGUAGUAACCAUUCUGGGUUUGUGUUUUGCCUGUGAAUUCCAGCAGGUAAGAUCUGCACAUCGUUUUUCAGGAUUUACAGCAGGUCAAACUUGGUUAGGUAGAGUGCAGCCGGUACAAUGGCUUUUACUGAAAAGUUUAGUAACAUCAGGUCAUCGGAAUCAGGUUAUAGGCUUAUGAUGCAAAAUCCCUUCCCCCCAGUAAUUGAAAUCCUGAAAAUAGACUUGGAUGCGCAAGAAUAUUCAACGGCAACCUUUAUUGCAGAAUAAGGUUUUUAAUUUCAUUAGAUUAAAUUGGUAUUGUAUCGCUAUCACGUGUGGAACAUUCGCCCAUUUUCUAGUGAGGUAGUGGUGGAGAUCUUCAUCAGUACAACCUAAAGAUGCUUAGGUCUCUCUGUUCCUCUUGCCUUCUUUUUUUAAAAAAAUAUGUAACCAUUAGUCAAGAUGGCCAGAUGUGCCAAUUCAGACCUGGGUUCUCUCCCCCCCCCCCCCGCAAAAUCACCAGUUGGAUGUGUCUGUUUUCCCGCCUGCAAAAAUGGGCAUGUUUCCUGCACUACUAAUGCACAUCUCCCCCCCUCCCCCCCCCCCCCCCGAUAGUGCUGCAAAAAUGGGAAAUGCAAGUUAGAUAAAAAGUUUUGGUUUCAGUACUGAAAUUUUUCAGGCUCUUCAAAAUCUGGGUUAAAUCUGGCCCGUUUUUCAGGAACAAUGGAUCCCCUUUGACCCUUGAAAAUGGGGGUCCGGCCAUGGGGUAAGGAAGAGAGGAUUGGGAAGGACAUAAUAAAAAGAGCUGGCUGGAUCCAUCCCUGUAUUGGCUGCUUAAACUGGGAAGAAGUAGCGCCGCACUUGCUUUGUUUUCAUUCACCUGGGACUAGAUCCAACAGAGUAUGUUUGUGGUAAUCCCAAUCUAUUGCGAUGGCUCCUGCUUAUUGAAGGAACAUGGAACUCUUGUCAAUACUUUGCCUUUUGGAGAAAGAUGAGGAUUAAGAAAUCGUUUUAGCACUUUCUUGCCUUGGUAUUUAUUGGUAUUUAUCUUUUGAAGAAGAUGGCAGAGUCCCCAAGGCCCAGAACAUACUAUACCUCUCCUUGCCCUUUUUGGUUUGUAGAAUAUGGAAAGCUCCAAUCCUGCAGUUAAUGGUCACGAAACAGGGUAUCCAAAGAAGGGGCGAGAAUUGUGCACGUACAGGAGACAAGCCACUUCUAAAACUGAACUGCAGCGUUGGCUCUUCUGCACCCAAGCCAGAAAGAAACAUUUUGGCUGUGUGUGUGCACAGUCCCUAUGAGUAUACCUCCCCUUCCGGAACCCAGUUCAAGAAGCGGAUAUUGUGACUGUUUGAUUGUCCAAAAAUUCAGUGCUUGUAAUGAUUUGAGUUCUGCCAACUGUGCGUUACGGAAAGAUCUUAAUCUGUAUAGUGGGUGAUAUUGUCAGCCAUUCUGUACAAAGUACAAUUUCCCACCCAUGAAGCUCAAAACGAUGGUUUACAGAUUUGCAAAAGGUAUAACCUUUGCAUCGAACUGUUGCAGAACAUAAGCAAGGCAUUGCAGGAUUGACGACGCCACCUUGUAGAAAACUAGCAGCUUGGAAAGAAGCUGAGGCUAGAACCGUUCUCUCUCUCUCUCUCCUGCUAACUUUCUGCAAGUAGGUUUCUU